This is a messenger RNA of Aureobasidium melanogenum CBS 110374, 1578 nucleotides long. RefSeq lists its product as uncharacterized. The coding region runs from base 1 to 1578 and encodes 525 amino acids. NCBI's taxonomy places the organism in Eukaryota, Fungi, Ascomycota, Dothideomycetes, Dothideales, Saccotheciaceae. The record is from RefSeq and is a predicted model, not a curated record. The transcript has 3 exons.
AUGUUUGAGAACAACAACUCCAACAACACCACCGCCACAACCGCCGAUUCCACCUCGCCUGACCGCGGCCGCUCCAACGGCCACCUGUCUCCAGCAUCCAACGUCGACCGUCCUCUAUCAAAGGUCCGCUCGAGCUUCGUCUCUGUCGAGCACGGCAGUCCAAGCAGCCCAACCCCUGCCAUGGACAUCGAUCCGCAAAAGACAAAAGACGAGUAUCAAUCCAGGCAGCAGGAGAGUUCCGCCAGCCUGCGCCGCCACAGCUUCAGUCUGGACGAUGGCAGCAAUGCUAUUACCAACCUCAGGCAGAGUAUGACCCAGGAGGAGGAACGCCGGGGCUCAAACCCCAUGGUAGCAGAGACAAUCCCCGAGGCUGCCAUUGAGCAGACCCCCGCCGUCACCACUCCUGCAGUCGAGGCCAAGGACUAUAUGGCUGCUGGACAAAUCGCUCAUGGCAACAAUGAGAUGCCUCAAAGCAAGCUCCGAGAUGAGGUUUCGGCCGAAGAUGUCGCUGAGCCUGCUACCGCCACUCAGACUUCAGAAAUCAAGGCCGCUCAACCCAUGACGCUACCUGCUGAUGACAUGCCUGCCGACAACCCUGACAAGCCGGUGUCUGGCGUGCAAGAAGAGCCGGGUUCAAUGAAGCCUUCUGACCUAACAGAUCGUUCCCUUGUUUCGCCUACCCCUGAAGCCAGUGCAGACAACGAGUCGGCGCCGCCUGCAGAGCUUCCCUCGCGCGCCCGUCGCGGCACUGUCACAGCCGUCGAUGCCAGCCCUGCCUCUGUGCCUCAUAGACCCGCGAACAUCGUCGCAACCGAGCCCGAACCAUCAGCUGAAGCUCCGCCCAAGACGCCAACUUCUGCAAAGAAAUCGCCGGUCCCCACGCCGGUCAAGAAGUCACCAGCAGCCAAACCAUCGUCUACGCUCUCGCCCAAGCCGCCAGUUCGAAAGCCUAGCAAUUCUUCACUUGCCCAAGCUAAGUCGAAGGCUGACGCUGCUUCUACCAAGACGAAAUCUCCCCAGUCUAAACCCACUCGUCCUCGAUCGCCCACACGACCAAUCAAGGUGUCUUCGCAUCUCACUGCACCAACUGCCGCCUCAGCAGCAAGACAAGACUCGCAGCCAUCCAAGGCUUCAGUGUCUGUCUCCAAACCCGCUGUAGCCAACCGUCCUCAAGCGCGUGCUCCUGCAGCUACUACAAAGCCCGCAGCUCGAUCGUCACUUGCGUCAACAGCCAGCGUACCCAAGAAGACCGAGAGUAAACCUGCCAGUGCUCCCAAGGGCCCUGACGACAGUUUCCUUGCGCGAAUGAUGAGACCAACCGCGAGCUCAGCCAGCAAAGUGCAUGACAAGACUGAAGUCAAAAGUCCUCCAAAGCGUACACCUUCUGUAAUCAGACCAAAGGCUCCGACCAAACCCAAGACGGCAAAGGUUGAGAAGCCCAAAUCAUCAUCAUCUUCGGGCGAGAAGGCGGAACAAGCAGCCGGUGCUUCAACACCACAAGCAGUGUCGGAUGAUCAGGAGCACGGUAAUGCCGAAUUGGAAGCCACUCCAGCAUUUGACACUGCAACGAUUCGUUGA